Messenger RNA from Oryza brachyantha (malo sina), 4634 nucleotides. Its product is annotated as probable histone acetyltransferase HAC-like 3. Gene Ontology annotation, cellular component: histone acetyltransferase complex; transcription regulator complex. The record is from RefSeq and is a predicted model, not a curated record. NCBI's taxonomy places the organism in Eukaryota, Viridiplantae, Streptophyta, Magnoliopsida, Poales, Poaceae. Gene Ontology annotation, biological process: positive regulation of transcription by RNA polymerase II. The transcript is spliced from 17 exons. Gene Ontology annotation, molecular function: zinc ion binding; chromatin DNA binding; transcription coactivator activity. The coding region runs from base 313 to 4119 and encodes 1268 amino acids.
CCCUCUCCUCCCACCCGGAUCUCCCGCACAUCUCGUCCAAUCCGAACUCCGCAUCGACGGCUAGGGUUAGGGUUCGGGCCCCCCCCUGCCGGCGCGCCCUCGUCGACGACUCCCUCGUCGCGGCCUCUCCUCCCCUCCCCUAGUCGCGCCCUUCGUCUUCCGCGCCGCCGCCCUCGCCCGCCGGCCCGCCCUCAAGAGGUGAUUUGCGGGAGGCCCGGACAUCGGAGGAGCAGCCCGGGAGGUCGAUGCCCCACGCUGGUGACGGCGCCCAGUAGGUCGGUUUCAAUCCAAAAUCGAGUGCACGAUAGAAGCAUGAUGGCUAAGACCCUGCAAGGGAUGCAACAGCAAUAUGCAGCAAGUGGAUUUCCUACCCAGCAAUAUGCCACAGGUGGCUGGCCACCAUCUGCAGCUGAAAUUCUUCAGUUGGAUAAUAUGGACCAAGAUACAUCCAUUUUUCGCAAUAUUAUCCAGCGUAAAAUUGUAGAGUACCUCAAAGAGAGGGAGGAAUUCUGCAACUUGGACCCAUCCUUUCUUAUGGGAAUUGGAAAAAUUAUAGAUCAAUGUCUUUUUGAGGAAGCUGAUUCACAGAUUACUUAUAUGGACCUUGAGACUUUAAGAGCCAGGUCGAGUGCUGUCCUCAGUUCUCAGUCAUUUUGGAACAGUAGGCUUCCUUGGGUUUCUUCAGCAGCUUCAUCCACACUAAGCUUACAACAGCUUCCUGUGAUGGAGGUGCCCGUAUUAUGUCAUGAUGGAGCUAGUUCUGGUGCUAAUAAUCUGCCCUCCUGUGCAUAUAAUGCAUUCUCCACUCAAGGAUGCAAACCAUAUGACCACUGUAUGGUUGCUGCUACCUUUGCUCAUUCAUUGGCUGAUAAACCCAAAAAGAGGCCUGACAUAUUGGCAAACACCAAUUUUACUCCAUAUAUGCCAACUCUACCAAAAUGUAGCCUUAAUAUUGAUGUAUCUACUGGCCAUAUAAAAAACCAUUUCUCAGAUUUUCCAGGUGACGCACAUCAAAAUGAUAGUUCACAGCCAUCAACAUCUGGGAGCUCCAGCUCUUUGUCAGCAGUAUGGGAUCAAACAUGUUCUAGCGCAACGAGAGCACUUCCGAUGGAUUCUUUCUCAACAGCAAAUGGGCAAAACCUUUCCAUAAACAAUAAAAGUGUGUAUCCCACUACCGGUCAGGGACCUUUGUUGCAACAAUACAGAGAAUGUGAGAUAAAGCUAGAGUGUACUUGGAGUCAACCACUAGAGCAAUCAGAUCAGUCAAACAUCACCACUGGAAAUAAUGACUUGUAUCAUGCUAAAGUGCAUCCCUACAUCAAUGAAGAAAACAAACGUGAUCGAUGCAUUCAAAUGAAAGAAACAUGUGGGCCUACUUCUGAUCACGAAGGUUUUUGCAGGGAGAAAAGCUCAAAUUUAAGCAACAUAUUUAUGCAUCAUCAGCAAGGCUUCACAACUAACUGUGGUGCUUGUAGCCCUGUAAGCAAGAGAGUGGACAAAGCUGAACAGACAUCAAAUAGUACUGUAUCAAAGCCGACUUCACCUAUUUCAGAUGGAUCUUCUGGCAAGCAUUAUCCAGCAAAACGCUUGAAGGUUGAUGUUCCCCAUCUUGUCCAUGUCAAUGAAAUGGGGGCUCCAAAGGAACAACCUGUUGUCAAUGAGACUUAUGCGUCUGCUGGAACAUUACAAUCUGAAGCCAUGAAGUCACCAACAAAGUCAGCAUGCUGUACUUCCUUGGGGGACAACAAUAGUCAUGGCAUGGAUAUAGUCAGAUUGUCGGAGACUGCUGUGCAAACUGAAGAAGAAUUUCAUUAUGAAAAUAGUGACUUUGAGAUGAAGGACGCGAAGCAAACAUUGAUAGGGCCUAGCUGGAGUGCAAGGAAGAGAAGAGGGGCCUCAAUACUUUAUGCAUUGACUUCUGAGGAGCUUAAAAAUCACCUGCGAAGUCUAAACCAUGCUAUCUCUCAGAGCAAAGCGCCAACUGAAGAGUUGCUAUCAGUUGAAGGAUUGCCUGAUCAGAAUACAUGCAAUUUAUGCGGGAUGGAAAGACUUCUCUUUGAGCCUCCUCCACGAUUUUGCGCUCUAUGUUUUAAAAUAAUAAAUUCGACGGGAUCCUAUUAUGUUGAAGUGGAAAAUGGAAAUGACAAAUCUUCAAUAUGUGGCAAAUGCCACCAUCUUACUAGUGCCAAAGCCAAAUAUGAGAAGAAAUUCAGCUAUGCAGACACAGACGCUGAGGCCGAAUGGUGGGUCCAGUGUGAUAAGUGCAAAGCUUGGCAGCAUCAAAUCUGUGCACUUUUUAACCCUAAAAUUGUGGAUCCAGAGGCUGAAUAUACUUGUGCAAAAUGCUUCUUGAAGGAGAUGGAUAAUGGAGAUGUUGAUUCAUUGGAGCCAUCUACUAUUCUGGGGGCAUGUGAGUUACCAAGAACUAAACUAAGUGAUCAUAUUGAGCAAAGGCUUUCUCAGAGGCUAGUGCAGGAGCGGCAACUGAGGGCAAGUGCUUUAGGAAAAAGUGUUGAUGAGGUACCAGGAGUUGAAGGUCUUAUUGUUAGAGUAGUAUCUUCAGCUGAUAGAACACUGCAAGUCCAACCACGUUUUAAGGAUUUUUUUAAGAAAGAACAAUAUCCUGGGGAAUUUCCAUACAAAUCAAAGGCCAUUCUCUUGUUCCAAAAGAAUGAAGGUGUGGAUGUAUGCCUGUUUGCAAUGUAUGUGCAAGAGUAUGGUUCAGCUUGCCCAUCACCAAAUCAAAGGCAUGUUUAUCUUGCAUAUAUCGAUUCUGUCAAGUACUUCAGACCAGAAAUCAAGUCAGCCAGUGGAGAAGCUCUCCGUACCUUUGUCUAUCAUGAAAUUUUGAUUGGCUAUUUGGAUUUCUGCAAGAAACGAGGGUUUGUUAGCUGUUCCAUAUGGACUUGCCCAUCUACAAAGCGCGACGAUUAUGUUUUAUAUUGCCAUCCUACAAUACAGAAGAUGCCAAAGUCUGACAAACUUCGGAGCUGGUACCAGAAUUUGGUAAAGAAGGCUCUCAAGGAAGGUGUAGUGGUGGAGCGCAAUACACUCUCUGAUUUCUUCCUUCAGCCCACCAAUGAAUGCAAAACCAAUAUCUCAGCUGCCUGUUUGCCAUACUGUGAUAACGAUUUCUGGCCUGGAGAGGCAGAGAGGCUCCUUGAAAAGAAAGAUGAUGACUCACAGAAGAAGGAGACUCAACUGGGAAGGCUCCUACGGGUUGCCAAACGUGAUGACCGGAAAGGAAAUCUUGAGGAUAUUUUACUUGUGCACAAGCUUGGAGAAAGGUUGCGAACCAUGAAAGAAGAUUUUUUAAUGCUUUGUCUGCAGCAGUUUUGCAAGCAUUGCCACCAUCCUAUUGUAUCUGGUAUUAGUUGGGUUUGCACCAGCUGCAAAAAUUUUUAUCUUUGUGAACGCUGUUACGCUGAGGAGCUGAAUACCCCCCUGAAGGACAGGCACCUGGCUACAACAAAACAAAAGCAUUCAUUUGAAAGAAUAGAGGAAGUACCUCUUCCAGAAACUGAUGAUGUAGAUCCAACAAUGGAAAGCAAGUAUUUUGACAGCAGAAUAGAUUUCCUGAAGCAUUGUCAAGAUAACCAGUACCAGUUUGAUACACUCAGGAGGGCAAAACAUUCCACAAUGAUGAUUCUUUAUCAUCUACAUGAUUCAACUUGUUCUUCUUGUCACCAUGCCAUGGAUCAAUGCUUGGCAUGGCGGUGCUUGGUUUGCCUAGGCUGCAACUUCUGUGAUUCCUGUUAUAAACAACAUGGUGAAAGUUUGCAUAUUCACAAGUUGAGGCAGGCUGAUAAGCACCCUCGCUUAUUGCAGAAGUACACUCUACAGGGCUACCUUGAAAGCUUGGUGCAUGCAUCAAGAUGUUUCGAUCGAAGUUGCAACUCUAAACUUUGUUUGACGUUAAAGAAACUGUUCUUCCAUGGUGUACGAUGCCAUACCCGUGCCCGUGAUGGAGGAGGUUGCCAUAUGUGUGUAUUCAUGUGGAAACUUCUAUUCACGCACUCGCUGCUUUGUGAUGAUGCAAACUGUUCAGCUCCCAGAUGCAGGGAUAUAAAGGCAUACAUCGCUGACAGAAGCAUGGCAGAUCUUAGAAUAUGUGGAUGAGCUUCAUGUGAACUUGUAGCAGUUUUGUUAGACAUUACAAUUUGUUGCUAAAAAUGCAAUAAGCUGGUGUUGACCAUAGUAAGUGGCACAGUAGUGGCGGUGGCGAUGGCAGCAGACAUUGUUUCGCUGGUUUACAAAGUAUUUGCAUAAAGGCAUGCAGGCGGUGGCGGUUUGGGGAUCACCUUUAUCCUUGUACUUUGAAUCGACUGGUAUUUGUGUCUGCCUUUUGAUGGAGGCAUAGCAAAAAUCUUACGUAGGCAAUCUGACAUGUCCGUUCCCGUAAAUACCUGUAUAGUAUCCUUAUUACAGCUAGAUUAGCAGGAUAGAAGAUUUUUCUUCCUUUUUUGGUUAUUCCUUUUCUUCCUUAAUUGUAUUGAACAAGGGCACAUUUUGUUCAGUGUAGCUGUGCCGUGGCAAAAGUCCCAAUUCAAAUGAAUGUGUAUAUACUUUACUCCCUUGCCGAUCGACAUGUCUUUGUUUCCGAGAUUUAUCUCGUUAUUCCGGACUGACGAUGU